UCUCUUUUUCUUAAAUCUGCAUUAAAUCUCUUUGAAUUACGGUUUAUCAAUGGGCCAAGCUUAUGUUCGUGCGCAAGACACAAUAACAAUCGUAUUGUCUGAUAUUGAAUUCCACCACUCUGUUUUAGGUCUGAACAGAUAAUACAUUUGUAGAUACGCAGCUAAAACGAUAGGACAUUUUUGUUCCAGUGAUCAAAAUAGAUUUAUUAAAACAAUAUAUCAUAAAUUUGUGCUGAAGGAAUAAAGUAUGGCUGCUGAGAAGGGAGCUGGAGUGAAAAACGCGGCUUCAAAGUGCAAUUUUGUAGCACAGGACCAAAUAUGGAAGGACCACGUUAAGCUUGAGGAGACUGCUGCACGCUACUGGCCUGACAACUGGAACUUUCUUACCACGAAAUACGAAGACCUGGUGAAAGACGAUUUACCUAAGAAGGAGAAGAGACACAAGGACGUGGAACCGAUAGAGCCCCACCCCGUAACGCCCAUAGAAAAAUAUAUCAAAGUCGACCCCUCUCCCAAGCCAUACCCUAGAACUACCGCACAAAAUAUCGGAUGGCGCUCGACGCAAAAGGAUUUAGCUCUGGAUAAGUACGGGAAAUACGCCAAGCCGAAAGGAGGGCUUAUACGCCAAUUGAACUGGCCAUCGGAAGCAAUCUCAUAAUGUCAAAAGCUUAAGCUGUAACUUUUGAGUUAACUUGUUUUAAUUUACGUUUGUCUGUGAUUUGUUACUUUUUAAAUGUACAAAUUAUUUGCGCAAUACAUGUGUGUCUGAAGAUAAAAAUUUGGAUGGAUUUUACAAAAAAGAAAGAGUUUUACAUCGUGUUUAAAUUGUUCGAUAUUGUUUCCGUUUAAAGAAGUUUUUGUUAUGAAAAACAUUUCAGUAUUAUGACUAUAUUGUGUAAGUCGAUAUUUGAUAUGUGCUUUGAUAAAGUCUGAUUGUUGAUAUUUACGAAUUAUUUCUGUGAUAAAGUUCUGCCAUAAAAAAUAGUUAUAUAAUUAUUAUUACUAUUUCAAUAUGCAGUGAGAUUCAUUUAGUGGGAUAACCUUUUUCAUCAUUUUUAGUAGCCUUUCUUACUUAAGUCUUGAAUUGUCCACCCUUCUUUCGAAAUUUAGCUAUUUCAAAAACUCGCUGUUCAGAUAGUGCAGACAGAGAACAUAUUUUGAAUAUUAUGUUAGAAACUUAUUUCAAUUAUUUAAUUGUAGGCGUAACCAUCGCUAUGUUGGACUAAGUUUAUCUUUGAUACAACUGUAUUACCGUAUUAUAAUAAAUUAUUACUAUUUAUGA
Mya arenaria is the source of this 1282-nucleotide messenger RNA. RefSeq lists its product as uncharacterized. The record is from RefSeq and is a predicted model, not a curated record. The transcript is spliced from 4 exons. The coding region runs from base 248 to 658 and encodes 136 amino acids. NCBI's taxonomy places the organism in Eukaryota, Metazoa, Mollusca, Bivalvia, Myida, Myidae.